AUGAAUACCACGCCAGAGCUCCAGAACAAUGGGUCGCCGGGUCGUCCAAGUCCCCAGAUCCAGCCAUGUCGAUACAAGGUGGGAAAGACGCUGGGGGCUGGUUCAUACUCGGUGGUCAAGGAAUGUGUACACAUUGACACUGGACGCUACUACGCUGCCAAGGUCAUCAAUAAACGACUAAUGGCUGGGCGAGAACAUAUGGUCCGCAACGAGAUCGCGGUACUUAAGAAGGUCUCCAUGGGCCACCAGAACAUCCUGACGCUGGUCGACUACUUCGAGACAAUGAACAACCUGUACCUGGUAACUGACCUGGCGCUUGGUGGCGAGCUGUUCGAUCGCAUUUGCCGUAAAGGAUCUUACUACGAAUCGGAUGCGGCAGACCUGAUCCGCGCCACCCUCUCGGCCGUCGCCUAUCUACACGAUCAUGGCAUUGUACACCGCGAUCUCAAGCCAGAGAACCUGCUCUUCCGCACACCUGAGGACAACGCCGACUUGCUAAUUGCCGAUUUCGGGCUUAGUCGCAUUAUGGACGAGGAGCAAUUUCACGUGCUGACGACAACUUGCGGAACUCCAGGCUACAUGGCGCCCGAGAUCUUCAAGAAGACGGGACACGGCAAGCCCGUCGACGUAUGGGCUAUGGGUGUCAUCACUUACUUCCUCCUGUGUGGCUACACGCCGUUCGACCGCGACUCGGACUUCGAGGAGAUGCAGGCCAUUCUCAACGCCGACUACAGCUUUCAGCCCACCGAGUACUGGCGCGGCGUCAGCAGCAAUGCCAAGGACUUCAUUAGCAAAUGUCUGACAGUCGAUCCCAACAAGCGUAUGACGGCCCACGAGGCUCUUUCGCAUGCCUUUGUUGCAGACUACACCCAAAGCGCUGACGGCGACAAGGGCCAGAACCUAUUGCCGACAGUCAAGAAAAACUUCAAUGCGCGCCGUACAUUGCAUGCUGCUAUUGACACCGUGAGGGCCAUUAACAAACUCCGCGAGGGUCAAAUGCAAGCACAGAUCAUGGACGGAGCCAGGAGCAAUGAGCCCAGCCGUGGAGCACCAUCCAACCAAGUCAAGGGCGACAGCGGUGUUGACAUGAGACCUCAUGACUUGGGCUACGGCAGCAAAGGUGACGGCGAUGUGGAGAUGGACGGCGUAGGCCCCACGACCGGAGUGCCCGCUAGUCUACGGCCAGGCACGCUUGCGAACAAGGUGGUUGAGACUUCCAGGGGCCUGUGGAGUGCAGGGCAGAGCAGGCGAUAG
Pseudomassariella vexata is the source of this 1254-nucleotide messenger RNA. RefSeq names its product calmodulin-dependent protein kinase. Gene Ontology annotation, molecular function: calcium/calmodulin-dependent protein kinase activity; calmodulin binding; ATP binding. The coding region runs from base 1 to 1254 and encodes 417 amino acids. The record is from RefSeq and is a predicted model, not a curated record. Lineage: Eukaryota; Fungi; Ascomycota; Sordariomycetes; Amphisphaeriales; Pseudomassariaceae. Gene Ontology annotation, biological process: cellular response to oxidative stress; protein phosphorylation. The transcript has 2 exons.